Messenger RNA from Pan troglodytes (chimpanzee), 1856 nucleotides. It is a transcript of the gene BCAP31, whose product is annotated as B cell receptor associated protein 31. The coding region runs from base 676 to 1416 and encodes 246 amino acids. Gene Ontology annotation, cellular component: endoplasmic reticulum membrane; endoplasmic reticulum. The transcript has 8 exons. NCBI's taxonomy places the organism in Eukaryota, Metazoa, Chordata, Mammalia, Primates, Hominidae. Gene Ontology annotation, biological process: intracellular protein transport; endoplasmic reticulum to Golgi vesicle-mediated transport. The record is from RefSeq and is a predicted model, not a curated record.
GAAGCCCCACCUGGAGGAGCGGCCGGGAUGGGCCUCCGGGACGGUGUGCCAGGCCGGGGCCAAGUCGGGGGCCCCUCGCUCUGGGUGGGCGCUGGGGCCCGCGAGGGCUACUCUAAGGACCCCUGGCUUCUGAGGAUACUGCGUCUAGAACUUUCUCCGUAUGGGGCCUUGAGGUGCUUGGUCGAGACCUGCCUUUGCGCUUGGUCCCGAAUCCUGCCCUCUAGGAGUCGCUCUUGCGGGCCUCCAGCCCACCGGAGGCGAAGCGGCCCCGGGCGGAAGGCCGCUGGAUCCUCGAGGGAGGUGCCGGUUUCUCUCCGCGGGCGCCGUGGGGACGGUGGGCGGCGGGGGCGUCGGCAGCGCUUGGACUAGGUGCGGCCUUGGGCCUGCCUGGUAGCGGGGAUUUGGGCCCGCAGAGCGCCCGCCUCUGCGGCUGAGUUCUGCCUGGCGGGGAAGGGAGCGCCCGAUGGGUGCCGAGGCGUCCUCCUCUUGGUGCCCUGGCACUGCUCUUCCCGAAGAACGCCUUUCAGUUAAACAGGCGUCGGAAAUCUCGGGCUUCCUGGGGCAGGGAUCGUCGGGAGAGGCCGCUCUGGACGUGUUGACACACGUGCUGGAGGGGGCAGUGCCCUGCCAGGAAACAAGCUCACAUCUUCCUGUGGGAAACCUUCUAGCAACAGGAUGAGUCUGCAGUGGACUGCAGUUGCCACCUUCCUCUAUGCGGAGGUCUUUGUUGUGUUGCUUCUCUGCAUUCCCUUCAUUUCUCCUAAAAGAUGGCAGAAGAUUUUCAAGUCCCGGCUGGUGGAGUUGUUAGUGUCCUAUGGCAACACCUUCUUUGUGGUUCUCAUUGUCAUCCUUGUGCUGUUGGUCAUCGAUGCCGUGCGCGAAAUUCGGAAGUAUGAUGAUGUGACGGAAAAGGUGAACCUCCAGAACAAUCCCGGGGCCAUGGAGCACUUCCACAUGAAGCUUUUCCGUGCCCAGAGGAAUCUCUACAUUGCUGGCUUUUCCUUGCUGCUGUCCUUCCUGCUUAGACGCCUGGUGACUCUCAUCUCGCAGCAGGCCACGCUGCUGGCCUCCAAUGAAGCCUUUAAAAAGCAGGCGGAGAGUGCUAGUGAGGCGGCCAAGAAGUACAUGGAGGAGAAUGACCAGCUCAAGAAGGGAGCUGCUGUUGACGGAGGCAAGUUGGAUGUCGGGAAUGCUGAGGUGAAGUUGGAGGAAGAGAACAGGAGCCUGAAGGCUGACCUGCAGAAGCUAAAGGACGAGCUGGCCAGCACUAAGCAAAAACUAGAGAAAGCUGAAAACCAGGUUCUGGCCAUGCGGAAGCAGUCUGAGGGCCUCACCAAGGAGUACGACCGCUUGCUGGAGGAGCACGCAAAGCUGCAGGCUGCAGUAGAUGGUCCCAUGGACAAGAAGGAAGAGUAAGGGCCUCCUUCCUCCCCUGCCUGCAGCUGGCUUCCACCCGGCACGUGCCUGCUGCUUCCUGAGAGCCCGGCCUCUCCCUCCAGUACUUCUGUUUGUGCCCUUCUGCUUCCCCCAUUCCCUUCCACAGCUCAUAGCUCGUCAUCUCGGCCCUUGUCCACACUCUCCAAGCACAUUACAGGGGACCUGAUUGCUACACGUUCAGAAUGCGUUUGCUGUCAUCCUGCUUGGCCUGGCCAGGCCUGGCACAGCCUUGGCUUCCACGCCUGAGCGUGGAGAGCACGAGUUAGUUGUAGUCCGGCUUGCGGUGGGGCUGACUUCCUGUUGGUUUGAGCCCCUUUUUCUUUUGCCCUCUGGGUGUUUUCUUUGGUCCCGCAGGAGGGUGGGUGGAGCAGGUGGACUGGAGUUUCUCUUGAGGGCAAUAAAAGUUGUCAUGGUGUGUA